Molecule: messenger RNA, 4404 nt
Organism: Oryzias latipes (Japanese medaka)
Lineage: Eukaryota; Metazoa; Chordata; Actinopteri; Beloniformes; Adrianichthyidae
Gene: rell2
Product: RELT like 2
Biological process (GO): positive regulation of cell-substrate adhesion; positive regulation of p38MAPK cascade
Source: RefSeq, a predicted model, not a curated record
CCCCUCAGCCAGCAGGCGCUCAGCAGCAGCAUCCUCAGAUGUUACAGGGAAGAGGCUACAGCCAUGAGGGACCGGUGUGCGUCUCUGGCUGACUGAAGGUUUUAUUGGCAUGCUUCAUCGUGACCACGCUGGCGUUCACAUGUGAGAUGAUGUGAGCAGCGGGCAGACAGGACACGGACUGAAGCGACAGAAUGAGUGAGCUGGCAGCCUCCGGGGCGGUGGAGCCCCCUCCGUCCUACAUGAUCUUUCUGGUGGUUUUCCUCUUCUUCCUGACCGGACUGCUGGGGUUCCUCAUCUGCCACAUGCUGAAGCUGAAGGGCUACCGCUGUCGAACCGGAGACAUGGAGGAUGAGGAGGAGGAGGAGGAGGAGAAGCUUGCAGCCAGUCCAGAUGAUGAAUAUGAGGGGAAUCAGGACACAGUGGAGCAGAUCCUCAAAUGUAUAAUUGAGAAUGAAGCAAACAUGGAAGCCUUCAAUGAGCUGCUGGGGAACCACAAUAUCUGUGUGCUUCAUGAUCCCAGGCUACGAAAGGAAUCCAUUGCAGGCAUCCCUCCCCAUCUCCACACAGUCCACUCCGGCACCAACCUCAACACCUGCCACCUCUGUGCCCAGGUUCGAUCCAAAAAGGGCCGAAGACAAAGCAGAACUCCCCGCUUCAAACAACGGCCCAAAGAGCAGACGGUGUUCUCCGUUGGAAGAUUUCGGGUGACACACACUGAUAAGAAGCUUUUUGGAGGCCCGACUCCAUUGGCGUCAUUUGGAGAUAAUUUGGACCAGUCACAGGACAGCGAGGACAGAAAGGACGCCGAGUACAACAUCAGAAGUAUGUUUGGAGAAGCUCAGCCGCCAUCGGAAGGCAUCAAUGGAGCUGCAAGCGCUGGGAAACGGAAGAAGAGCGUGAGCAUUUUUGGGCUGAGGCGUGGAAGUGACCCCAUAGGUAUGAAAGCAAAACCAGGUAUGGGCAGAGCGAUGGCAGAUUUCAAGUUUGCUGUUCACCAUCCACCCGCAGUUCUGGAGGAAACUCCGGAGGCCGAGAACAUUGGAGAGGAUUGUGAGUCUUCCACAAAACCCGCUCCCAAGCUUGACGUUUUAGCUAAAAGUGAUCCUCAAAAAACAGGAUUGGCUGAUUCACUGUCCAUCCAACGCGGGGAUAGCAGAUCUGAUUUAGAUCCUCAAGAAUGCUCCAAACUAGGUACAAGUCAAGAACCUCAUGUGAGCAUGACCCAGUCUUCUACAGGAAACACUGCAGCCCUUGCCCCAAAUUCCCUUCCCAUUCUGUCUGAGAGAACAGUAAACAUUGAAAACAAUGUGGUGAGAACAAUAGAGAUUUGUGAUCCUGGACCACUGCAGACUUCAACACCCAUCAGCCCUGUUCCAGCAUCCAUUCCCAGUGUGGGCCCUAGUGUCCUUGCCCAUCAACCUCAGCAUCAAUCCACUAAGGUCUUUUCCAUCAGCCAAAGUCCCCCUGACCUGAGCUCCAGCUCAGAUGUGGAACCAGGGUACGGGGCUGGUUUCCGGUUCAUUAGUUUAGGUUCAUCCCCUCCAUCUUCCACCGCAAACAAAACCUUGUCAUCAGUCUCUUUAGUAAAAACACCUACCUCCUCGCUGGCUGAGUCACCAAGCCCUAAAAGUAACUUAAGGAACUUGCGUCCUGAGGUAGAGAAAGCCAACUUCUCCUCCACUCUUUCACUGAGUCUCCCAAGUGGACCAGGAAAGACAGACCAAGAACCAAACCCAGGUGCUGGAUGUGUCCAAAAAGGUCUGAGUCACUCUAAAAGUAUGACACCUGCGACCAACGUGGACAUCUGUUCAAGCUCAAAGGAACAGCAAACAGACGGAGACAAAAUCUCAAAGACUGAAAUGAGGAGACCUGGAAUCCUAAAGACAUCCGAACAUUCUCCACCUUCUGGUCAUUCGUCUCCUGAUCGAGCUUCUACGGACAGACUGAGCAUGGCGCCUUUGUCACCUUCACCCACUUUGUCCCCAUCGCUACCUCACGGCGGCAGAAUGAGUCAUGUAACUAUCGUCAAAGCUAGCCCUGACAGCAAGAGGGAGUUCUCUGUUGUCACCAUGGUGGAAGACAGAGAAGUCCCUAACGAGCAGGAAGACAUUUCUGUUUCUGCAGGUGUAGGGUCUAAAAGCCAGAGCAGAGAAACCUUAGAGUCAACAGAUACCCAAAAACCGGAGAAGGACCACGUCAGAGACAACAAGGAAACUGAGAUGUUGGAAAAAACAGAGGAGUGACGCUAUAGUCAUGCUAAUCCCACAACUGUGAACAUGCUUUUGAUAAACUAACCAGAGCUGUUCAUACGUUUGCUGGACUAAAAGCUCCGAGCAAAUAUGAUGCUUUUCUUUUUCCCACCAAUCAGUUGUUCUGAAAAAAAAACAUAAUUUAUGCACCAGCUUUAUGUCCUUACAGCAGAUCAUCCAUUUGACCCUGGAGAACCAAAGUAGCUAGAAUUUGACCGCCGUUUUUUUGUGUUCAGCAGAAGUCGUAGACUGAAAGACCAGAUUUUAUUAGUUAUUUCGCAAAUCUUUUUUUUUUUUAACCUUUUUUUCCCCUCCACCACAAAACUCACCAAAAUUUGCUCACACCUAGUACCCAGUGACAAUAAAUUUGAGGUAUUUUGCCAGUUUAUGACCAAGUGUGAAAUUUAGCAAUUUUCACGUUUUUACACAACAUGGGCACAAAAAAAAUAGAACUUUGCUUGAGAAAUCUUCACAAAAUUUCACACACACACCACCAGAUUAAGUCUACAACUUCAGUCGAAGUUUUAUUGACCUUUGACCUUGGGAAGACUUAAUCUUGAAUAAAAAAAAAACAAAUCACUUUUAGUGCCAACUGCAAUUUUAAUUAUAAGUCUGUGGCCUUCUAACUACUCGAGCAUCAUUUGGAAGCUACAGGAGAGAAAAUGUUGGAAUUAAAAACAGUAGAUUUGGAAUGCCGUUAGCAUGGUAAAAGUGGCUUUUUUUAAAUUUAAAUUCAUUACAUGAAUCAUUGGCUCAAGCUAAACUAAAUCAUAUGACAUACGAUAUGAACAUUAUAGUAAUGUGGGCAUGGGGAACAAAAAAAAACUGUGUUGCUAAGGAAACCCAAAAUUUUACUUUUGCAGAUUCCUCUAAAAGUUACACAGACCUGUUCGUCACCCCCAGGCGACCAAAAGAUAAAAUGGUUGCUAUGGAGCUAAAAAACUAACAGGAAAGCUGUCAUUGUGAAAAAACUUUUUUUUCCCCCUGAAUUUGUGAUGUGCAGCUCUAACCAGGGUGGGAGAGGCAGAAGAGGGAGAAAACAAGGCAAAUGUGGCCGCUGCUCAGGCAGGUAGGGUGGGUCAAAGAGGGGAGGUGGGGGGGGGGGGGGGGGUAGCCCCUGUGAACCAUUCAACGCCACCUUCUGGCUUUUUUUUAGUUUAUUUUUUUUUUUGCCCCAACCAAACAACAAAAGCAAACUUAAAAAGCUCAGAGGGAAAUUUCUUUUUUGUUCUCCAGGGUUAAACAUUUCUUUGAGUGUUCGUUAUGUUUAUGGGUUGUUUGGAAGCCUUUUCUCUUGAGUUUAGUCUGAAAAUUUUCUUUAUUAUUUGAUUGCACCAAUGAGUCAGGAAUACCCUGCGAAAUUAGUUCAUAGCAAAGAAAAUAAGAAAUUAACAACCAUGAUGCUUCCACCACCAACAGAUGAAGCAAAACCCUGUGCUUAAAUUUGAUUUUAUUUCUCCAACUUUAAAACCAAAACCUAUAAGUUCUACACACAUUGUGAAUGUUUUCUGAGAUGACACAUCUCUCUUUUUGAGCCAUUCUUGGUGGUCCAUGAUGAUGGAGAUGAUUUGAAAUACCCUCAAAGUUCUUCCAAUUUUGCAAAAAUGGUGAUUUCAGAUAAGUUCUUGAUUUUUUUUAGUUUGACAAGCAUCAACAGGAAAUCUUCAGCAAGUGUCUUUUGUUAAAGUUGAUACUAGGAACAUUCAAUAAUCUCAUUAAAUUAUACUAUAAGAAGGCACUUAAUAAAACCUACUGUGAAGAUCCUCUGACUAAAUAUUAACACAUCUUGAUUCUUGCAUUUUGAACCCAGUUAGAGAUUUUUCUUCAACUUUCUCGUAAUUUUGUGCUCCUGUUGUACACAUUUUGUAUAUUUUAAACACUCAUUUUAAACAGUUGCACUGAAACGGAAUCGGAGGACAUUUAUUUUCAUCUUUGAAGCUGCGCUGCUAAAGUCACUUACGUCACCAUGCUGUUCGUUUUUAAAUACAUCAACAAAGAAAAACAUAAUUCUGACAUGAGGACUCGAGAUUUGACCUGGAAAAAGAAAGUGACUUGUUUGCAUUUAUGCCGUUUCCCAACACACUGCCUUUCAUGUAACUUUCACUUCCUGUCACAUAAAUGUUUGCUUUAUAAAUAAACACCUGAAAAAAUGGUC